UUUCACUCUCACUAUGUGGCUCUCUUGCACGCCAAAGUACGCGGUUGCUUCCUUCAGUCGUCAGAUCUUUAAAUCUUAUUUCCAUGUUUUGGGUCGAUGGAGAUGCAACGUAGCGGCGUUCAUGCCGGAAGCUGCGGGGUUUGAAGGCGUGUGGGACCGCUCGGCGCUGCAGGACUUCUCGGUGUCUGACAGCGAGAGCUUCUGGGCCGCUGCGGCGCGUCAGAGACUCAGCUGGAUCAGGGCUUUCCACACGGUCCAGGACUGUGACCUGAGCCGGGGGCAGAUCAGGUGGUUUGAGGGAGGGAAGCUGAAUGUGUCCGUCAACUGCCUGGACCGUCACGUGCACACCUGUCCAGAGAGGGUGGCCCUGAUCUGGGAGAGAGAUGAGCCGGGGUCAGAGGUCAAGGUCACCUACAGGCAGUUACUGGAGAUGACGUGCCGCCUGGGGAACCUGUUAAGGCGGCGUGGCGUGAAGAGAGGCGACUGCGUCACCAUCUACAUGCCACCCUGCCCUCUGGCUGUGGCGUCAAUGUUGGCCUGCGCCCGUAUCGGUGCAGCACACAACGUGGUGUUUGCGGGGUUCAGUGCAGAGGCCCUCGCAGAGCGGAUCAGAGACGCUCAGUCCAGCACCGUCAUCACGGUGAACCAGGGCGUCAGAGGAGGAAAGCUCACAGAGCUGAAGGCGACGGUGGACGCCGCCGUUCACAACUGCCCGACAAUACAGCAGGUGUUUGUUGCCAUGAGAACAGAAAAUCCAGUCGCCAUGACAGCCAGGGAUGUCGCCAUGGAAGAGGAGAUGCUGAAGGAGGAUGUGGUGUGUGAGCCGGCUGCCAUGGACAGUGAGGACGUCCUGUUCCUGCUUUACACAUCAGGCAGCACGGGGAAGCCCAAAGGACUGGUCCACACUCAGGCUGGAUACCUGCUGUAUGCUGCUCUCACACACAGGUACGUCUUCAGUUACCAUGACGGAGAUGUGUUUGGCUGCGUGGCAGAUAUUGGUUGGAUAACAGGACACAGUUACAGUGUUUACGGGCCUCUGGCCAACGGGGGAACCACUGUCCUGUUUGAAAGCACUCCCAUUUACCCCGACCCAGGAAGGUACUGGGAGAUGGUUCAGAGACUUAAGAUAAACCAGUUUUAUGGGGCUCCCACAGCGAUCCGCCUGCUCCUAAAGUACGGAGACCAGUGGGUGCACGAAUACGACCGAUCAACCCUCAAAACUCUUGGCUCUGUGGGCGAGCCCAUCAACACUGAAGCGUGGGAGUGGUACUACCGAGUGGUCGGGGACGGACGCUGCCCUGUGGUGGACACCUGGUGGCAAACAGAGACAGGUGGCAUCUGUAUCAGCCCGAGGCCAUCAGACCCAGACGCAGAGAUUGUCCCAGGAAUGGCUAUGAGACCUUUCUUUGGCAUUAAGCCUGUUCUCAUGGACACUGAGGGAAAAGAGCUGACUUCCAACGACACCUCUGGAGCUCUGUGUAUAGCUCAGCCAUGGCCUGGUAUGGCUCGAACUAUUCAUAACAAUCACCAAAGAUUUAUUGACACCUACUGUCAGCCUUAUCCUGGUUACUUCUUUACUGGUGAUGGCGGCUAUCGCUCUAAGGACGGUUAUUACCAGAUCACUGGACGCCUUGAUGAUGUCAUUAAUGUGAGCGGUCACAGGAUUGGGACCGCAGAGAUUGAGGAUGUGGUGAAUCAAUGCUCUGCAGUGGCGGAGUCUGCCGUCAUAGGAUACUCACAUGACAUCAAAGGACAAGGUGUUUAUGCCUUUGUGGUGCUAAAAAAGGAUGUGGACAUUCAAGAGGCGGAUCUGUCUCUCGAGCUAAACAACAUGGUAUCUACAAAGAUCGCCAAGUACGCCAGUCCAGACUUCAUCCAGUUCGUCAGGCGGCUGCCGAAGACGCGCUCAGGUAAGAUAAUGCGCCGGGUGCUGCGGAAAGUGGUGGAUCGGGACUUGAACAGGUUGGGUGACCUCAGCACGCUGGAUGAUCCGGCAGCAGUUGAAGAGAUCAUCCAAGGUCACCGCGAGCUCUGCGGUAAACAACAAUCGUCAUGAUAAUAAAGAGGAAAGCGAUGCUUGGACGUUACUCCCUCAUUCACUUAAAGAGACUUUAAAAUUGUAUCAAAAUGUAUUUUAAUGGCAAAAUACUGUUUUUAUUGUACAUUAAUUUUUUUUAAUCAAA
This is a messenger RNA of Centropristis striata (black sea bass), 2183 nucleotides long. Its product is annotated as acetyl-coenzyme A synthetase 2-like, mitochondrial. Gene Ontology annotation, molecular function: AMP binding; acetyl-CoA synthetase activity. The record is from RefSeq and is a predicted model, not a curated record. Gene Ontology annotation, cellular component: mitochondrion. The transcript is spliced from 14 exons. Lineage: Eukaryota; Metazoa; Chordata; Actinopteri; Perciformes; Serranidae. The coding region runs from base 14 to 2056 and encodes 680 amino acids.